AUGAGCCCCAAAGAGAAGAAGAGCAAGUCGAAAAAGAGCGCUCCAGUCGCCGAUGUACCUGCUCCACAGCUCCUUGCUUCCAUAGGGCAAUUCCUUAAAGAUGCCGGUUUCAAUUCUACUUCCACCAUUUUCAACGCCGAAUACGAAUCCAAAAAGGUUGAACGUCCAGAGGUUUAUCCAAGUUUGAAAGACCUUUUUGACCAAUGGCAAUCAAGCAAGGGGAAUUCAAAGGACGAGACGGCGAAGAGCGAGAAAAAGAAGGAGGCCAACAAAGAAGAAGAUAAGAAAGAAAGCAGCGACGAUAGCGACAGCUCCUCCGAAGCCGAUGAUGAACGAGCCGCCGCGUCUGAGUCUGACGAUUCUGAUUCUGACAGCGAUUCAGAUUCCUCUGAUGACGGGGCUAAGGAGGAUAAGGAUGAAUCCUCAGUUACUAUAAGCGGGGAUGAGAAUAAGCCUUCGAGCAGCAGCGAGAGUGAGAAAGACUCUAGUUCUAGUUCCGACUCCAGCUCCGAUUCCAACUCAGAUUCGAAAUCAUCAAGCUCGUCCUCAAGCGCAUCCUCCUCCUCUUCCUCGGAGAGCGACAGCGACAGCGACGACGACAGCAAAAGCGUUGCUUCAAAGGCAUCUUCCAAAUCCACCUCUCGCAAGGCUUCUAAAAAGAGCUCUUUCAAAAGUGAUUCUAGUUCGGACUCGGAUUCCUCUAAUGAGGAAGACAAGAAGAGCAAGAAGAACAAGACCACUGAGGCCAAACCCAAGGAGAAGUCUUCUAGCUCCUCCAGUUCAGAUUCGGACUCGAGUUCAAGCUCGGACUCAAGCUCUAGUUCAGACUCAAGUUCGGAUUCUAGCUCCGAUUCUAGUUCCGAUUCUAGCUCUGAUUCAAGCUCAAGCUCAGAUUCGGAUUCUUCAUCUGAAGACGAGAAGAGCAAAAAGAAGUCGAAGAAGUCGAAGAAGUCGAAUCAAAAAUCCGCAAAAGAUCUUCCGAAGAAAGAAGAGGUUUCUGGUGACAAACGCAAACGGGGCGACAGCUCUGACGAACCAGUAUCCAAAAAGGUGAAAUCGGAAGAGAAGGAUGCAGAGUCUUCCAGCGACUCCAACAGCGGAUCUAGUAGCAGCUCUAUCAAUGACUCUACCACCAAAGAACACAACCCAAAGAAGCCUUUCCAGCGUGUUGACCCUACUAAAGUUGUAUACGUGGACGAGCGUCUAAAAGACAAUACUUUUGAAUCUUUGGGCUUCUCGGAAAACCACUACACAAUGAAGGCUCACAGGGAUCUUAUUGUCACAAAGGGGAAAGGGUUUACGAAGGAGAAGAAUAAGAAAAAACGGGGGUCUUAUAAGGGAGGAGCCAUUGAUUUCACCACAAACUCGUUUAAGUUCACGGACUAA
This is a messenger RNA of Morchella sextelata, 1386 nucleotides long. RefSeq lists its product as uncharacterized. Lineage: Eukaryota; Fungi; Ascomycota; Pezizomycetes; Pezizales; Morchellaceae. Gene Ontology annotation, cellular component: nucleolus; nucleoplasm. The transcript is spliced from 4 exons. Bases 1 to 1386 code for a protein of 461 amino acids. The record is from RefSeq and is a predicted model, not a curated record.